AUGAGCACACAGCUUGAUCAAUUCAACCUGGCCAAGUCUACCCACCAAACGACGUCCCAGAUCUAUAAUGCCGUUCAGGAUCAGAAGAAAGUUCUUCAAGACAGCUCUGAUCGGGAGACAAGGAGGAUUAUCUUGGACUGGGUAUCAAAUGCGAAUUACUCUCAGAAGCACUGGGAACUGCAAUCAUCUAGGGUAAAGGAUACAGGUACAUGGAUCUUGCAGACAGAUGAGUAUAUCAGAUGGCGUGAUGACCCAGCCACAUCUAACGUUCUCUUUUGUCACGGGAUCCAGGGCUCUGGCAAAACAAACCUUGUAUCAUUUAUCAUCGAUGAUCUUAUCAGCUCUGAUUCGAGUCAACCGUUUCACACGGCGUUCUUCUAUUUUGACCACCAGGACCGGCAUCGUCAAGGUGCAUUGGCAGUCUUAUCGUCGAUCCUCAGACAGCUUUUGGAGAACCUUCCAGAGCUCCCAGAGAGUCUGGCUCAGUUGCACAAAACGCUCAGCCCGAGAGGACAACUCUCUCUUCAUGACUGUCAAAGUAUAAUGACAAAUGUUGCGACAAAUCUCGGAAGCGUGUAUCUGGUAUUGGACGCCUUGGAUGAGUGUGCUUCCGAACAGAGAAAAGUAUUUCUACAGUCUAUCGGUCAGGUAUCGCAGCUACAAAACGUGCGGUUACUCGUGACGAGCCACCCUCACAUUCAGGAUCUUGCUGAAAUAUUUGGGCAUUGCCCUACGCUUGAGAUCAAAGCUCAAGAGGGAGACAUCAAGAUGUACCUCGAUCAUGAGCUAGACAGACAGUCCAUAAGUUACAGAGCCGACCCUGAUUUCGCCGAAAGACUCGUCAAGAAACUAACAGAAGGUGCAGAGGGAAUGUUUCUUCUCCCAGUUCUGCAACUUCGUACCGUAUUACAACAGCCAACCCAGGGCGACAUGGAGGACAAACUUGAACAUUUAUCUCAUAGCCUCGGUGGCGCUUUCGAAGAUGCCAUUACUCGCAUUCAAGGACUGCAAGAAGGAUACAGUCGCAUCGGCAUGGAGAUUCUUAUGUGGCUUGCCCAUGCAGCGCGGCCAUUGACCCUGUCUGAGGUCAGCGAUGCCUUGGCAAUCCAGAAGGGCCGAAAGGCAGUCAACGCCAAGUAUCGUCCAGGCGCCAGGGUAAUUAUUGAGUCCUGCCAAGGGUUGGUUAUUGUCGAUUCAGAGGGUUACAUCCGAGUGGCACACCAUGCGAUUCAAGAAUACGUGGAUGCUCAUCAAGAAGUCCUGUUCCCUCAUGCUCAGGGAAUAAUUGCCUGCAAAUGUCUACAGUAUCUACUGUUCCAGGACUUCGAAGAGGGUCCAUGGUCCACAAAGGAUGAGAUCGAGUCAAGAAUGCAAUCCUACCCUUUCCUCGAAUACACCGCAAGAUAUUGGGGACAGCAUACAAGAGAAUCAGAAAGCCAUGUUGAGGUCCAGUCCACGUUGUUCACAUUCUUCACAUCUCUCGCGGCAACAGCUUCGGCAAACCAAGUCUAUCAUUAUUCACUAGGUCGACGUAAGUUGUACUGGAAUUCCGCGGAAUGUAAGAGUUGCACGCCACUUCACCAUUCGAGCCGCCACGGACUGGAACACGCUGUCGCCACACUUCUUGGCAACGGGAUGCAGGAUGUCAAUGAGUUGACAAGGAUGGGUAGCACACCUAUCAUCAUGGCCGCAGGUACUGGUCAUGUCCCGACUGUGAAGUUGCUCCUUGAGCGUGGAGCUAAUCCUUACUUGUCAAAUUGGUAUGGGAAUGCUUUACACUGUGCCGUUGAGGCUGGAAGAUCAGACGUCAUCGAGUUGCUCAUCUCUUGGGGAAUGGACCCCAACGAGUCGAUGGGCAACCGGACUUUUCUUGCCUGCGCUUUGGAUCGCGACUCAGUUGACGCAGUCGAGACAUUGGUAAACAUGGGUGCAAACCUUGAGGCACAACAUAGAGAGUACCCAUGUCAUUUAUUCUUUGAUGCUGCUUUUGAGAAUUGCGAAAAGAUCAUUGAUUUAUUUAUCCAGCGUAGUUGGGUCGAUAUUGAGAUGAAAGACAGGUAUGGUCACUCUGCAAUGCACCACGCUACCAUGGGCGUAGCGAUAGGGGUUACCAAGAAGCUUAUAGAGGCCGGUUCGGAUAUAAACGGACUGGACGGGAUAGGCAAAACCCCUCUUGACCACGCAACAGCUACUGGGAAUCAUGUUAUUAUCAAGUUGUUAGCUGAAUCCGGAGCGAAAAUAAAGGUGGAACUUUAG
This is a messenger RNA of Fusarium coffeatum, 2256 nucleotides long. RefSeq lists its product as uncharacterized. Gene Ontology annotation, molecular function: protein binding. NCBI's taxonomy places the organism in Eukaryota, Fungi, Ascomycota, Sordariomycetes, Hypocreales, Nectriaceae. The transcript is spliced from 3 exons. Bases 1 to 2256 code for a protein of 751 amino acids. The record is from RefSeq and is a predicted model, not a curated record.